Messenger RNA from Condylostylus longicornis, 1959 nucleotides. RefSeq names its product cyclic AMP response element-binding protein B (gene CrebB). Gene Ontology annotation, cellular component: nucleus; transcription regulator complex. Gene Ontology annotation, biological process: regulation of transcription by RNA polymerase II. The transcript has 6 exons. Gene Ontology annotation, molecular function: protein binding; DNA-binding transcription factor activity, RNA polymerase II-specific; RNA polymerase II cis-regulatory region sequence-specific DNA binding. The record is from RefSeq and is a predicted model, not a curated record. The coding region runs from base 431 to 1201 and encodes 256 amino acids. Lineage: Eukaryota; Metazoa; Arthropoda; Insecta; Diptera; Dolichopodidae.
GAAAUUUUAGUAAAAGAAAAAUAUAAAAAUAAAGCAUGACGUCAUCAAAGAAUAUAAGCCCAUUAAAAGUCAAGUAGGAGAACCUUUGGGUUUUAUUCGUUUUGUUAUUUAAUAUUACUUAUGAAUAUAUUUUUGUGUACCUCUGUGUUUUAUACAUAUAUCACAUUAGAUUUUUUAUUUGCAUAAAAUUUAAAACUUAAAUAAGUAUAAUCUCUACAAAAUUCAAUAUUCUAUUAAUAGCAUUAAGAUUACUUGUUAAUGAUUUGUUCUAUAAGAACUAAAUUAUGAAAAAUAAAUUAAACAAAAGUUAAAUUUUUGAUAGAAGCUUAGUUAUCAAAAAAUGUUUAAAAUUUACAGCAGUGCAAAAAACAUAAACUCUCUCGGAAAAAAAAUUUAAAAACAUUGAAGUUCGAAUUUCAAAUAGUAAAUAAUGGACAGUCUAGUAGAAGAAAAUGGAAAUUCCAGUUUGGAUCCACUGGCCGAUACUACUUCAACUACAACAACCUCACAAAGUUCAAAUUCUCACAACAAUUCAACAGUGUUAACAACUGGAACAAACAUUGUUCAAUUUAUACCAACAUCUAGUAUUUCGACACAAUCUGUAAUUCAACCUAAUCAGUCAUCCGUGAUACAAACGGCGGCGAACUUGCAUCCUGUUACAUUACAAAAAGGUGUUUUAUAUGUUAAGCAGCCAAAUACAGUCAUACAAACAGCAUUAGGAGCAAAUACAGUACAAAUUAAACCUGAACCAAACACACAUCAUACAUUUGAUACUAACAGUGAUGAAAGUUUUACUGAUGAAGAUUCACCAAGAAGACAUCGAGACUUAACACGACGACCAUCUUACCAUAAAAUACUUAAAGACAUAAGCGGUGGGCCAGAUAUUGGUGGUCAACUACCUAUUCAAAUCAACGAAAGUGGUGGCAUUUCAGCAAUUGCCCCCUCUGGUACUAGUACAAUAAUAUGUCAGGAUCCCUCUUCGUUUUAUUUACCCAAUACGCCUGGGAAUGAAGAUCAAAGUAGAAAACGUGAAAUUCGAUUACAAAAAAAUCGAGAAGCUGCAAGAGAAUGUAGGAGGAAAAAGAAAGAAUAUAUUAAAUGUUUAGAAAAUCGAGUUGCCGUUUUAGAAAACCAAAACAAAGCUUUAAUUGAUGAAUUAAAAUCUCUUAAGGAAUUAUAUUGUCAGACAAAGAAUGAUUGAGGAAGGCUUAAAAAACCUGAUUGAGUUACAAUAUUAAUAAAGUAAAUUUAAAAUUUAAAUAAAAAAAUAAUCAAAUAUAAAAUAUUAAAAAAAAUAAGUAAAAUAAAAAUUUAUUUAAAAAAAAAAGAAAUAUUUUCAAAUAAAAUUUGAAAAACAAAAAACUUUUAAAAAGACUUUGACGAGAGAAUACAAAGAAAAUUUUUUUCUUUUGCAGUUCAACAAAAGAAAAAUUAUUUAUUGAAAAAAAAAAAACAAAAAUAAAUAAAAUAAAACAAAAUACAUUGUUUAUUAUAAUAUUUUCUUGUUGUUCUUUAACUAGAAAUACAUAUUUGUAAAACUGUUGUUGUUUAACUUGAAUUGACUAAUUGAAGUUAGGAUUCACAGAAGGAAAAUGAAUGUUUUGCAAAAUGAAUAUGAAUUUUUCAAACUUUUGAGUGUAACAACAGUUAUAAGGAAAAUAUUCAAAAAAUUUGCAUUGGAAAUACAAUUUGUAAUUUAACAAGAAAGUGUAAAAACUAAAUUCUCAAUAAAAACAAAAAAAACUUAGCUAAAUUUUGAAAUCUAGCUCUUUGGAGAAGUAUAAAUAUAAAUCUCGAAAUGUUUGAAGAAAAAUAUGUCUCAUAUAAAACGAGAUUAUAUAUUUUUUUUAUACCAACUUUUAAUAUUGUAUAAUUAAAUUAAAACACAAAAUUUUACUUGUUUUCUAAAAAAAAUUGCUUUAUUUUUAUUUCCUCAUCUUUUUUAUUUUUAAAUUAUAU